Molecule: messenger RNA, 2442 nt
Organism: Aspergillus candidus
Lineage: Eukaryota; Fungi; Ascomycota; Eurotiomycetes; Eurotiales; Aspergillaceae
Gene: png1
Product: peptide-N4-(N-acetyl-beta-glucosaminyl)asparagine amidase
Exons: 2
Coding region: 496-1827 (443 amino acids)
Biological process (GO): glycoprotein catabolic process; protein quality control for misfolded or incompletely synthesized proteins; protein deglycosylation
Cellular component (GO): cytosol; nucleus
Molecular function (GO): peptide-N4-(N-acetyl-beta-glucosaminyl)asparagine amidase activity
Source: RefSeq, a predicted model, not a curated record
ACUCUCUCGUCUUUCGUCUCUCUCUCUCUCUCUCUCCCCCUCCCUCCUCUAUCCCUUCUCAUCCAUCUCGACUUCUCUCGCCCUCUCUAACUCUCGCUUUCCUUUUUCUCUUUCCAUCCGUCUUCUUUCCUCUAUAAUAUUAAUCCUUUUCAUAUCACUCUUUAUUCCUUCCGAAUUUCAUCCAUCUAUACGCCAUCGCUGAACUCAAUAAAUUCAUCCACCGUACCCCCCUCUCCGGCGCUAAACGUGGCAACCGUUUAGCUGGGCUGUGCGACUCACUCGUCCUCUCUACCGUCCAUAUUUCACCAUCCAUCCUGCCCAACCUUGGAUUCGUCCGUCCUUUCGCUGUCGACCUUUCGUCUCCUGUCUCUCCCGAAUAUAUACGUCCCGCGAGACAAAAUUUUUCUCGCCAAUAUCCAUCAAUAUCCAUCCAUCACUCAAAUUCUGGAGACUUCGGGUCGAUAGGAUCGGUGUCGUCGACCUCCCUUGACCAUCAUGCCGGACGGUAGACACCACCACUCCCGACGGGGUCAGAGAAUGGACCACUUCGACCCUUCCGAACUCACCCAGGCCUUUGAACAAUUGAUGCGCACCAAACGAUUCAACCGUCUUCAGGAACAGUCUCGGUCCCGUUCUCGAACCCAGUCACCCGCGCCCAUGUCUCCGAGCCCCUACAACACGCCGCCCCAUCCAUCACGAGCACCACCACCGCCGCCGACCGCAGCUCAAUCCCCGACGCCAUCCACCCCGCAACCUUCGUCACGGUCGCCUCUCUGGGGCCUCCCUAUCGUCCCAGCACCCCCUCAAGAUUCAGCGUCGCUCAAAUUCCGCAACCUUCUCCAUGUCCUGUCCGUGACCCCGACCAAAUACGAGAACCCGGGCCUUUUGGACGAGGCGCUCGCCUUGAUCCCACUGGAUCGACUCUACUCGGAGGCGGAGGAGGAGAGUCAGAUCUUCCAGGCUCAAGCUGCUAGUGUGAGAGGCAAGGCUGAAUGGGGCUACCAAGAUUGCGUGAUCCGCGCAUUAUUAAGAUGGUUCAAGCGCUCCUUUUUCCAAUUCGUCAACAACCCUCCGUGCAACCGGUGCUUUAUGCCUACUAUCGCCCAGGGCAUGACGCCGCCCACUCCCGAUGAGACCGCCCGGGGAGCCACCCGUGUGGAACUCUACCGAUGCUCCGAGCCCACCUGUGGUGCCCCUGAGAGAUUCCCUCGGUACUCGGAUGUUUGGCAGCUGUUACAGACCCGCCGUGGGCGGGUCGGCGAAUGGGCCAACUGCUUCAGCAUGUUUUGCCGGGCGCUGGGAGGCCGUGUGCGGUGGGUGUGGAAUUCAGAGGACUACGUCUGGACGGAGGUGUACUCGGAGCAUCAACGGCGGUGGGUCCACGUCGAUGCCUGCGAGGACGCGUGGGACCAACCUCGCCUGUAUGCCGAGGGUUGGGGUCGCAAGAUGUCGUACUGCGUUGCCUUCUCGAUCGAGGGGGCGACGGACGUCACGCGGCGGUACGUGCGCAGUCCCGCCAAGCACGGAGCCCCUCGCAACCGCGCCCCGGAGGAAGUCCUCGUGUGGGUGAUCCAGGAAAUCCGGAAGAAGCGACGGGACAACCUGGGCAAGACGGACUUGAAGCGGUUGACCAAAGAAGACGACCGGGAGGAAAGGGAGCUGCGCGCCUACACGACCUCGGCCCUGGCCGCGGAGUUGAACAACAUCCUUCCCCGACAUUCCAGCAGUCGCCUCGAUGAACAGAAGCGACAGGAGGCUGAAACAGAGUUUCUCACCACCCGACGGGCCGGUCAGUCUGGACCGGACCGAUCAUCGGAUGGACAAUAACAGUCUCUACUUUUAACCGGAUUGGUCGGUUGCUCUCUGUUUUACUUUCUUCUCCCGUUCGGCUUGGUUGGAACGGGAACGCCACGCCCGUUUCACGGCCCGCGCAGCCCACGAUACACGAACGCUGCUUGGCUGGACUGAUCCGAUCGGAUCUUUGAAUCCGUGGAAGCGACAUGUCCGACGGUCGGCCAGACAUCAGCCGACCGAAACAUUCUGUCGACCCGCCGCAGCCCCGUCAUCACACUUCCCGAGUUCAACUCAGGUGAAGGUGACUGACCGGGCUACCACCGUUUCGGGGUUAGCCCCUUGGAUCUACGGAUCCCCGUCUUCUGGAGGCGUCCAGUCGACGAUGAACGAAUCAAAAUUGAGAUUCGUUGAUAUAUCCACGAUCUUUCUGUCGCAUUUUCUUUACUUGUGGUCUAUGACCAGCAUACAGCAUACAGCAUCAAUCAUGAUGAUUUCCUUGGUUAUUAUUACCGUCGUUGAGGCAAUUCUCCUAACCUUUUUUUACCUAUUUCAUUACUUCAUCUUUAUGAGCAUACUGGAAAAAAACACGAUUCAUCGGGAAUCAUGUUGGGAACACGGCAGAGGUUGGGUCCGUGAUAUGAUCAUCUU